AUGCUGUUCCCUGCCCUCCUCUUUGGGAUGGCAUUGGCACUGGCUAAUGGGCGGUGGUGUGAGCAGACGGAGACCAUCCUGGGGGAGGAGGAGGUGACCCCCCGUCAGGAGGAGCUGGUGCCCUGCACCAGCCUCUACCGUUACCAGCGCCUGGGCUGGCGGCUGGACCUGUCCCGGCGUGGGCGUGCAGGGCUCUGUCCUGUCUACAAGCCCCCAGAAACCCGGCCUGCUGCAUGGAACCGGACGGUGAGGGCUUGCUGCCCAGGCUGGGGGGGCACCCACUGCACCCUGGCCCUUGCAGAAGCCAGUCCUGAGGGCCACUGCUUCGCCACGUGGCAGUGCCAGCUGCGGGCAGGCCUAGCUAAUGCUUCUGCAGGAAGCCUGCAGGAGUGCUGUGCCCGGCCUUGGGGACACAGCUGGCAGGACGGCAGCUCCCAGGUCUGCCUCAGCUGCUCCCGCCUACAACUCCCAGGCAACACCCCCUCUCCGGCCCUCCUGCAGCCCCUGGCAGGGGCCGUGGCCCAGCUCUGGAGCCAGCGCCAGCGUCCCUCAGCCACCUGCGCUACCUGGUCAGGCUUCCACUACCGAACCUUUGAUGGGCGCCACUACCACUUCCUGGGCCGCUGCACCUACCUGCUUGCGGGUGCUGCUGAUUCCACCUGGGCUGUCCGCCUUGUGCCCAGGGGGCAUUGUCAGCAGCUGGGGCACUGUCAGCUGGCCCGGGUGAUGAUGGGACCUGAGGAGGUGCUGAUCCAGGGUAGAAAUGUCUCUGUGAACGGGCAGCUGAUUCCUGACGGGGAGUCUCGGCUGCUCCCCGGGCUGAGCCUGCAGUGGCAAGGGGACUGGCUGGUGCUGUCAGGGGGCCUGGGGGUCGUUGUGCGGCUGGACAGGUCCAGUUCGGUCUCCGUUUCUGUGGACCACGAGCUCCAGGGACAGACUCAAGGCCUCUGUGGUGUCUACAAUGGCCGGCCUGAGGAUGACUUCUUGGAGCCGGGUGGGGGGCUGGCUGUGUUUGCUGCCACCUUUGGGAAUUCCUGGAGGCUCCCCGAGUCAGAGCCUGGGUGUCUGGAUGCAGUGGAGGUGGCCCCAGGCUGUGACGACCCCCUGAGGGGCACAGAGGCAGGCAUGGAGGCUGGCCAACUGCGGGCUGAAGCCCAGGAUGUGUGCCACCAACUGCUGGAAGGUCCAUUCAGGGAAUGCCAUGCCCAGGUCCCCCCUGCUGAGUACCACGAGGCCUGCCUCUUUGCCUACUGUGCUGGGGCCCCAGUGGGCAGUGGGCAAGAAGGGCGGCGGGCGGCUGUGUGCGCCACCUUGGCCAACUACGCCCAGGACUGUGCCAGGCGGCGCAUCCACGUGCGCUGGAGGAAGCCCGGCUUCUGCGAGCGCCUGUGCCCGGGAGGCCAGCUGUACUCGGACUGCGCCUCGGCCUGCCCGCCCAGCUGCUCCGCCGUGGGCGCGGGAGGGGAGGGGUCCUGCGGGGAGGAGUGCGUUAGCGGCUGCGAGUGCGCGCCCGGCCUCUUCUGGGACGGCGUCCUCUGUGUGCCUGCUGCCCGCUGCCCCUGCUACCACCGCCACCGGCGCUACUCCCCUGGUGACACCGUGCGCCAGCUGUGCAACCCAUGCGUGUGCCAGGACGGCCGCUGGCUCUGCGCGCAGGCGCCGUGCCCCGCCGAGUGCGCGGUGGGCGGGGACGGGCAUUACCUCACCUUUGAUGGACGGAGCUUCUCCUACCGCGGCAGCCCUGGUUGCCGCUCCAGCCUGGUGCAGGACUUCGCCAAGGGGCAGCUGCUGAUUGUGCUGGAGCACGGGGCCUGCGACUCUGGGAGCUGCCUCCGUGCCAUCGCUGUCUCCUUGGGGGACACCCACGUCCAGCUCAGGGACUCAGGAGCUGUGCUGGUUGAUGGGCAGGAUGUGGGCUUGCCCUGGAAAGGCCCCGAGGGCCUCAGCCUCUCCCGAGCCUCCUCCACCUUCCUGCUGCUGCGCUGGCCUGGGGCCCAGGUGCUCUGGGGAGUGUCCGACCCUGCAGCUUACAUCACCUUGGAUCCCCGCCAUGCCCACCAGGUGCAGGGUCUGUGCGGCACCUUCACCAGGAACCAGCAAGAUGACUUUCUGACACCUGCCGGUGAUGUGGAGACCAGCGUUGCCGCCUUUGCUAGCAAGUUCCAGGUGGCAGGCGAGGGAAAGUGCCCCUCGGAGGACAGAGUCCUGCUUUCCCCCUGCAGCACCCACGCUCAGCUCCAUGUUUUCGCCGAGGCAGCCUGUGCCUUCCUGCGUGGCCCGGCCUUCCAGGAGUGCCACAGGCUGGUGGACAGGGAGCCGUUCCACCUGCGCUGCUUGGCAGCCGUGUGUGGCUGUGCCCCCGGCAGGGACUGCCUGUGUCCUGUGCUCGCUGCCUAUGCUCGCCGCUGUGCCCAGGAGGGUGCCUUGCCUCCCUGGAGGAACGAGACCCUCUGCCCUGUCCUGUGUCCUGGUGGCCAGGAGUACCAAGAGUGUGCCCCAGCAUGUGGUCGAAACUGUGGGGAGCCAGAAGACUGUGGGGAGCUGGGCGGCUGUGUGGCCGGUUGUAACUGCCCCUUGGGGCUGCUGUGGGACCCCGAGGGCCAGUGUGUGCCCCCCAGCUUGUGCCCCUGCCAGCUUGGAGCGCAUCGAUAUGCCCCUGGCAGUGCCACCAUGAGGGACUGCAACCACUGUGUCUGCCAGGAGCGGGGCCUCUGGAACUGCACUGCUCGCCACUGUGCCCCACAGCGGGCAUUCUGCCCCCGUGAGCUUGUCUAUGUUCCUGGUGCCUGCCUCCUCACCUGUGACAGCCCCAGUGCCAACCAGUCCUGCCUCCGGGGCAGCAUGGGGGGCUGUGUCUGUCCCCCAGGCACCGUGCUGCUGGAUGAGCGCUGUGUGCCUCCCGAGCUCUGUCCCUGCCGUCACGGCGGGCAGUGGUAUCCACCCAACGCCACCAUCCAGGAGGACUGCAACAUUUGUGUGUGUCAGGGCCGGCAGUGGCACUGCACGGGCCAGCGGUGUGGUGGAUGGUGCCAGGCAUCGGGUGCCCCGCACUAUGUGACAUUCGAUGGGCUGGCCCUCACCUUCCCCGGGGCCUGCGAAUAUCUGCUGGUGCGAGAGGCCAGUGGCCGGUUCGCUGUCUCUGCCCAGAACCUGCCCUGCGGGGCCAGCGGCCUCACCUGCACCAAGGCGCUGACCGUGCGGCUGCAGAACACUGUUGUGCACAUGCUCAGAGGCCAGGCGGUGACGGUAAAUGGGGUGAGCGUGACACCCCCCAAGGUCUACACGGGCCCCGGGCUGAGCCUGCACCGGGCUGGCCUCUUCCUGCUGCUCAGCACCCGCCUGGGCCUCACCCUGCUCUGGGAUGGAGGCACCCGGGUCCUGGUGCAGCUGUCCCCCCAGUUCCGUGGCCGUGUGGCUGGGCUGUGUGGAGACUUUGAUGGAGAUGCCAGUAACGACCUUCGGAGCCGCCAGGGAGCCCUGGAGCCCACGGCUGAGCUGGCCGCCCACUCCUGGCGCCUCAGUCCCCUCUGCCCCGAGCCAGAGGACCUGCUGCACCCCUGCAUCGUGAAUGCCCACCGGGCCAGCUGGGCUCGCGCCCACUGCGGGGUGAUGCUGCAGCCGCUCUUUGCGCGGUGCCACGCGGAGGUGCCCCCACAGCAGCACUACGAGUGGUGUGUGUACGACGCCUGCGGCUGCGAUUCGGGGGGCGACUGUGAGUGUCUCUGCUCAGCCAUCGCCACCUACGCAGACGAGUGUGCCUGGCACGGGAUCCAUGUGCGCUGGCGAAGCCAGGAGCUCUGCCCUCUGCAGUGUGAAGGGGGGCAGGUGUAUGAGGCCUGUGGCCCCACAUGUCCCCCCACCUGCCAUGACCAUGGUCCUGAGGCCGGGUGGCACUGCCAGGCUGUUGCCUGCGUGGAGGGCUGUUUCUGCCCUGAGGGGACUCUGCUGCACGGAGGAGUCUGCUUGGAGCCGACCUCCUGCCCCUGUGAGUGGGGGGGCAGCUUCUUCCCGCCGGGGACUGUGUUGCAGAAGGACUGUGGGAACUGCACGUGCCAGGAAAGUCAGUGGCUUUGUGGAGGUGACGGUACGCGCUGUGAGGAGCCGGUGCCUGGCUGUGCGGAGGGAGAGGCCCCAUGCCGGGAGAGCGGGCACUGUGUGCCCCCCGAGUGGCUUUGUGACAACCAGGAUGACUGUGGCGACGGCUCAGACGAGGAGGGCUGUGCCACUCCAGGCUGUGGGGAGGGGCAGAUGUCUUGCAGCUCCGGCCUCUGCCUGCCCCUGGCCCUGGUCUGUGAUGGGCAGGAUGACUGUGGAGACGGGAUGGACGAGCAGGGCUGCCCAUGCCCCCAGGACUCGCUGGCCUGUGCUGACGGGCGCUGCCUGCCCUCAGCUCUGCUCUGUGAUGGACACCCGGACUGUCCAGACGCUGCUGACGAGGAGUCCUGUCUGGGGCAGGUGAACUGCAGCCCUGGGGAGGUGUCCUGUGUUGAUGGCACCUGCGUGGGGGCCAUCCAGCUGUGUGACGGAAUCUGGGACUGCCCAGAUGGAGCUGAUGAGGGGCCUGGGCACUGCCCCCUCCCCUCUCUGCCCACUCCUCCAGCUGGCACCCUGACUGGCCCCUCUACUGGCUCCCAGGAGACUGCACCAACUGCCCUGGCCAGCACCAGCCCCGCGCCGCCCUGCGGCCCCUUCGAGUUUCCGUGCGGCAGCGGCGAGUGCGCCCCGCGGGGCUGGCGUUGCGACGGGGAGGAGGACUGCACCGACGGCAGCGACGAGCGUGGCUGCGGCUGGCCCUGCGCGCCCCACCACGCGCCCUGCGCCCGCGGCCUGCACUGCGUGGCCCUGGAGCGGCUGUGCGACGGCGUGCCGCAAUGCCCCGACGGCUCGGACGAGGGCCCCGACGCCUGCGAGGGGCUGCCGGCCCCAGGAGGCCCCAACGGGACUGGGGUGCCCUGCCCAGAAUAUUCCUGUCCGGAUGGCCUCUGCAUCAGCUUCCAGCUGGUGUGUGACGGGCACCCUAACUGUGAAUUGGCAGGGGGGGCAGGGCCCUCCCCCGAAGAACGGGGCUGUGGGGCCUGGGGCCCGUGGGGCCCAUGGGGCCCCUGCAGCCGGACGUGUGGCUCUGGGGUGCAGGUCCGGAGCCGCCGCUGCUCCCCACCCGGCCUCCCCGUGCUGCAGCACUGCCCUGGCCCCGAGCACCAGACGCAGGCCUGCUUCACAGCUGCCUGUCCAGUGGAUGGUGAGUGGACCCCCUGGUCUUCCUGGUCCUCAUGCUCUGAGCCCUGCGGGGGCACUAUGAGCCGGCAGCGGCAGUGCCACCCGCCCCAGAACGGGGGCCGGACCUGUGCCAUGCUGCCCGGGGGCCCUCCCAGCACCCACCAGACCAGGCCCUGCCCCCAGGACGGCUGCCCCAAUGCCACCUGCUCUGGGGAGCUGGUGUUCCGGCCCUGUGCCCCCUGCCCUCUGACCUGCGAUGACAUCUCUGGGCAGGCCGUGUGCCCCAAUGACCAGCCCUGCAGCAGCCCAGGCUGCUGGUGCCCUGCAGGGCAGGUGCUGGGUGCUGAGGGGCGGUGUGUGUGGCCCCGGAAGUGCCCCUGCCUGGUGGAUGGCUCCCGCUACUGGCCUGGGCAGCGCAUCAAGGUCGACUGCCGGCUCUGCGUCUGCCAGGACGGGCGGCCCCGGCGCUGCUGGCCCGACCCCGACUGUGCCGUGAACUGUGGCUGGUCAUCGUGGUCCCCCUGGGCUGAGUGCCUGGGCCCCUGUGGGAGCCAGAGCGUUCAGUGGGCCUUCCGGAGCCCCAACAACCCCCAUCUCUCCGGCCGAGGUCGCCAGUGCUGGGGCAUCUACCGCAAGGCCCGCAGGUGCCAGACGAGGCCCUGCGAGGGCUGUGAGCAGCAGGGCUGGGUCCACCACGUCGGGGAGCGCUGGCGCCGGGGCCCCUGCACGGUCUGCCAGUGUCUGCACAACAGCACUGCACGCUGCUCCCCCUACUGCCCGCUGGGCAGCUGCCCCCAGGACUGGGUCCUGGUGGAAGGAAUGGGAGAGUCGUGUUGCCACUGUGCCCCACCUGGAGAGAACCAGACGGUCUACCCCAUGGCUGCACCCACCCCCACUCCAGCCCCAAGUCCCCAGAUGGGACCCCCUCUGAUCACCUACGUUCUGCCUCCACCCGGAGACCCCUGCUAUUCUCCCCUGGGCCUAGCCCGACUCCCCAAGGGGAGCCUGCGUGCGUCGCCUCGGCAGCUGGAGCACCCCACCCGGGCUGCCCUCGUAGGGGCUCCCACCGAGGGGCCCAGCCGUCACAGCUGGAGCCCCGUAGAGGACGCUCACUCUCAGAGGUACACCCGGCCCCCCUACCUGCAGCUGGACCUGCUGCGGCCCCGGAACCUCACUGGCAUCGUAGUGCAGGAGGCUGGGUCCUCAGACUUUCUCCAGUUCAGCAGUGAUGGUCUACACUGGCACAGCUACCGUGACAUCCUGCCUGGUGUCCUGCCGCCACCCAAGCUUGUCCCUUGGAACUGGGAUGACGUGACCCCUGCAGUGCGGACCUUCGGUAGGAUGGUGCAGGCGCAGCACGUCCGGGUGUGGCCCCAUGAUGUCCACCACAGUGACACCCACCGCAGUGAUGCCCACCGUGGCGUCUCCCUGGGGGUGGAGCUGCUGGGCUGUGAGCCAGUGUCCCCGCUGGUGGCACCCCUGUGCCCAGGGGUCGGGCACCACUGUGCCAGUGGUGAGUGUGCCCCAAGGGGGGCCCCGUGUGAUGGUGUGGAAGACUGCGAGGACGGCUCUGAUGAGGAGGGCUGUGCAUCCCUGCCCGCAGGCACUGGCAGCGUCCCGUCCACAGCCAGGACCCUGGCCCUCUCCUCCACCCCACCCGGACAGCUGCCCCCCCAGCCCAGAGAGGGUCUGGCAGAGCCUAAACGCUGGCAUCCCGGACAGGGGUCACCCGUGCCCCCCACAGGGAAGGGGCCAGUGAGUUACGUCCCAGCCUCCGAGGCUCCUCGCCAGACUCCUGCGGAAUCCGUGCAGACCGUGACCACCCCCCUCACACCCCAGCCCAAGGCCGAGGCCCUGCAACUGGAAAUGGCAGCCAUGACAGAGCUCUCCCCCCACCCGAUGACUCCAGUGGCCCCUGCUGGCCAGAGCGUUGCCCCGGGGCCCUUCCCGCUAGUGCAGUGCGGCCCAGGCCAGGUGCCCUGCGAGGUGCUGGGCUGCGUGGACCAGGAGCAGCUGUGUGACGGGAGAGAGGACUGUCUGGACGGCUCCGAUGAGAGGCACUGCGCUCUGGAAUCACUUAUGUGGCUCCCUUUCUGUCCCCCUCCACGGGCAGCAGGCACUGAGCCAUUCACGGUGCCCACCACCACGGCCCUGCCUGGGCUGCCGGCCUCACCAGCUCUCUGCUCCCCUAGCCAGCUGAGCUGUGGCAGUGGGGAAUGCCUGCCCGCCGAGCGGCGCUGCGACCGGCACCCCGACUGCCAGGAUGGCUCGGAUGAGGAUGGCUGUGUGGACUGUGGGCUGGCACCCUGGUCUGGCUGGAGCAGCUGCAGCCGUAGCUGUGGCCUGGGCCUCGCCUUCCAGCGCCGGGAGCUGCUGUGGCCUCCCCUGCCUGGGGGCAGCUGCCCGCCUGACCGGCUCCGCAGCCAGCCCUGCUUCAUGCAGGCCUGCCCAGUGGCUGGGGCGUGGGCUGUGUGGGGGGCCUGGGGGCGCUGCAGCGUCUCCUGUGGAGGUGGCCAUCGGAGUCGCCGGAGGAGCUGUGUGGACCCCCCGCCCAAGAAUGGUGGCGCCCCCUGUCCUGGGGCCUCCCAAGAGAGAGCACCCUGCGGCUUGCAGCCCUGCACAGGGGGCACAGACUGUGGGCUGGGCCGUGUGCACGUUAGUGCUGAGUUGUGCCAGAAGGGGCUGGUGCCCCCAUGCCCACCCUCCUGCCUGGAUCCCGAGGCCAACAGAAGCUGCAGUGGACGCUGUCUGGAGGGAUGCCGCUGCCCCCCUGGGCUCCUCCUCCACGACAGUCGCUGCCUGCCCCUCUCCCAGUGCCCCUGCCUUGUGGGCGAAGAGCUGAAGCAGCCAGGGGUGCCCUUCCUCCUGGACAACUGCAGCCAGUGCACCUGUGAGAAGGGCGUGCUGCUGUGUGAACCAGGGGGCUGUCCUGUGCCCUGCGGCUGGUCAGCCUGGUCCUCCUGGGGUCCCUGCGACCGCUCCUGUGGCUCUGGAGUGAGGGCCAGGUUCAGGUCUCCCUCCAACCCUCCAGCCGCCUCUGGCGGUGCCCCGUGUGAAGGCGACAGGCAGGAGGUGCAGGCCUGCCACACGGAGUGCGGGACAGAGGCACUGGGCUGGACGCCCUGGGCACCCUGGUCCUCCUGCUCCCUGAGCUGUCUCGUCCCUGGAGGGGGCCCCGGCUGGCGCAGUCGAUCCCGGCUCUGCCCCAGCCCCAGGAACACGUCCUGCCCAGGAGAGGCCACCCAGGAGGAACCCUGCAGCCCCCCUGUGUGCCCAGUGCCAAGUGUGUGGGGUCUGUGGGCCCCUUGGUCCACCUGCUCAGCCCUCUGUGAUGGAGGCAUCCAGACACGUGGGCGCAGCUGCUCUGGCUCGGCUCCUGGGGACCCUGAGUGCCAAGGACCCCACAGCCAGACCAGGGACUGCAACACGCAGCCCUGCACAGCUCAGUGCCCAGGAGACAUGGUGUUCCGCUCAGCGGAGCAGUGCCGCCAGGAGGGGGGCCCGUGCCCUCGGCUGUGCCUGGCACAGGGCCCUGGGGUGGAGUGCACGGCCUUCUGUGCGCCCGGCUGCACCUGCCCCCCUGGCCUCUUCCUGCACAACGCCAGCUGCCUGCCCCACAGUCAGUGCCCCUGCCAGCUACACGGGCAGCUUUACGCGCCAGGAGCAGUGGCUCAGCUGGACUCCUGCAACAACUGCACCUGCAUCUCUGGCGAGAUGGUGUGCACCUCGGAGCUCUGCCCAGUGGCCUGUGGCUGGAGCCCCUGGACCCCGUGGACGCUCUGCAGCCGCAGCUGCAACGUGGGCAUUCAGCGGCGCUUCCGGGCGGGCACUGCACCCCCGGCUGCCUUCGGGGGGGCUGUCUGCCAGGGCCCCAACAUGGAGGCCAAAUUCUGUAGCUUGCGGCCAUGUCAAGGUACUGGUGGGGAGUGGGGUCCCUGGUCUCCAUGCUCCGUGCCCUGCGGUGGUGGCUACCGGAACCGCACCCGAGGUAGUGGCCCGCACAGCCCGAUGGACUUCUCCACCUGUGGCCUACAGCCCUGUGCAGGGCCCGUGCCUGGCAUGUGUCCCAGGGGCAAGCGGUGGCUGGACUGUGCCCAGGGCCCUGCUUCCUGUGCAGAGCUCAGCGCUCCUCAAGGGACUAACCAGACCUGCCACCCCGGCUGCUACUGCCCUUCCAGAAUGCUCCUGCUGAACAAUGUGUGUGUGCCCACCCAGGACUGCCCCUGUGUCCACGGGGGGCACCUCCACCCCCCGGGCAGCGCUGUGCUUCGUCCGUGUGAGAACUGCUCCUGUGUCUCUGGGCUGAUCACCAACUGCACCUCCUGGCCUUGUGCGGAGGGUCAGCCCACGUGGUCGCCCUGGACCCCCUGGAGCGAGUGCUCGGCCUCCUGUGGCCCUGCCCGACGCCACCGGCACCGCUUCUGCACCAGGCCCCCUGGCGUGGUGCCAUCCAGCGAGGUGCUGCUGCCCCCACCGGCCUCAGCCACGCCUCUUUGCCCAGGCCCCGAAGCUGAGGAAGAGCCCUGCCUCCUGCCAGGAUGUGAUCGAGCUGGGGGCUGGGGUCUUUGGGGGCCCUGGUCCAGCUGUAGCCGGAGUUGUGGGGGAGGCCUGCGGAGCCGGACCCGAGCCUGUGACCAGCCCCCACCCCAGGGCCUGGGCGAUUACUGCGAGGGGCCUCGGGCCCAGGGGGAGGCCUGCCAGGCUCUGCCAUGCCCAGUGACCAACUGCACUGCCAUUCAGGGGGCCGAGUACAGCCACUGUGGCCCUCCCUGUCCACGCUCCUGUGACGACCUAGUGCACUGUGUGUGGCACUGCCAGCCCGGCUGUUACUGCCCCCCGGGCCAGGUGCUUAGUGCUGACGGGGCCAUCUGCGUGCAGCCUGGCCACUGCAGCUGCUUGGACCUGCUGACUGGGGAGCGGCACCGUCCGGGCACUCAGCUGGCGAGGCCGGACGGCUGCAAUUACUGCACCUGCUCGGAGGGGAGGCUGACCUGCACAGACCUGCCUUGCCCAGUGCCUGGCGGCUGGUGCCCGUGGUCGGAGUGGACAGCGUGCACCCAGCCCUGCAGGGGCCAGACGAGGAUCCGCUCCAGGGCCUGCACCUGCCCCGCUCCUCAGCACAAGGGGGCCCCGUGCCCUGGGGAGGCCGGGGAGGCAGGGGUCCAGCAUCAGAGGGAGACCUGCCCCAACCCCACCACGUGCCCAGUGGACGGAGCCUGGAGCCCAUGGGGACCGUGGUCUCCCUGUGACACGUGCCUGGGGCAGUCCCAUCGAAGCCGGGUGUGUAGCUGGCCCCCCACCGAGGGAGGCAGGCCCUGUCCUGGGGGCCACAGGCAGAGUCGCCCCUGCCAGGACAAUUCCACGCAAUGCACAGACUGUGGGGGUGGCCAGGGGCUUCUUCCCUGUGGGCGGCCCUGCCCCCGUUCCUGCCAGGACCUGUCCCCAGGAAUCGAGUGCCAGCCAGGCUCAACGGGCUGCCAGCCCAGCUGUGGGUGCCCCCCCGGGCAGCUGUCCCAGGAUGGCCUUUGUGUGUCCCCUACCCACUGCCGCUGCCAGUACCAGCCUGGAGCCAUGGGGAUCCCUGAGAACCAGAGCCGGUCAGCAGGGUCUGGGCUCAGCUCCUGGGAGAGCCUGGAACCUGGAGAGAUGGUGACAGGGCCAUGUGACAACUGCACCUGUGUGGCGGGCAUCCUGCAGUGCCAAGAGGUGCCCGGCUGCCCUGGCCCUGGGGUGUGGGGCCCCUGGGGCCCCUGGGAGGACUGCAGUGUUUCAUGCGGGGGAGGGGAGCAGCUGCGCUCCCGUCGCUGCGCCCGGCCCCCCUGCCCGGGGCCUGCCCGCCAGAGCCGCACCUGCCACACGCAGGUCUGCAGAGAGGCAGGCUGCCCGGCUGGGCGACUGUACCGGGAGUGCCAGCCCGGCGAGGGGUGCCCCUUCUCCUGUGCCCACAUCACGCGGCAGGUGGGCUGCUUCUCCGAUGGCUGCGAGGAGGGCUGCCACUGCCCUGAGGGCACCUUCCAGCGCGGCUUGGCCUGUGUCCAGGAGUGCCCCUGUGUGCUGACGGCCUCACUGCUGCAGGAGCUGGGAGCCGCCAGCGCUGACCCUGGGGCUCGCCCACCCAUCCUGGGAGAGGGUGGUCAGCCCCUCGGGCCUGGAGAUGAGCUGGGCUCAGGCCAGACCCUCCGCGUAGGCUGCAGCAACUGCUCCUGUGUGCACGGGAAGCUGUCUUGCUCUGUGGAGGACUGCUCCAAGGCUGGUGGUGGCUUCGGUCCCUGGGGUCCAUGGGACCUGUGCUCCCGCUCCUGUGGCGGGCUGGGCACCCGCACUCGCAGCCGCCAGUGUGCACGCCCCACGCCCACUCCCGGCGGCCAGGGCUGCCUCGGGCCCCGCCAGGACCUCGAGUACUGCCUGAGCCCAGACUGCCCAGGGGCUGGAGGGUCCACAGUGGAGCCAGUGACGGGCCUUCCAGGCGGCUGGGGCCCGUGGUCCCCGUGGUCCCCCUGCUCCAGCAGCUGCACAGACCCCGCUCACCCUGCUCGGCGCAGCCGCACUCGCCUCUGCCUGGCGAACUGCACUGGGGGGGACACUUGGCAGGAGCGCCCUUGCAACCUGCCCUCCUGCACAGAGCUGCCCCUGUGCUCCAGCCCCGGCUGCGUGGCCGGGAACUGUUCCUGGACUGCCUGGGCCCCAUGGGAACCUUGCUCCCGAAGCUGUGGGGUGGGCCAGCAGCGCCGCCUGCGGGCAUACCGUCCCCCAGGGCCUGGUGGGCACUGGUGCCCUGAUAUCCUUACGGCUUACCAGGAGCGCCGCUUCUGCAACCUGCGUGCUUGCCCAGUGCCGGGAGGCUGGUCUCGCUGGAGCCCCUGGUCCUGGUGUGACCGGAGCUGUGGUGGGGGCCGAUCUCUGAGGAGCCGCCACUGCUCCAGCCCCCCACCCAAGAACGGGGGUGCCCCCUGUGUUGGGGAGAGGCACCAUGCUCGGCUCUGCAAUCCCAUGCCCUGUGAGGAGGGCUGCCCAGCAGGCAUGGAGGUGGUCAGCUGUGCCAACCGCUGCCCCCGCCGCUGCUCAGACCUCCAGGAGGGGAUCGUGUGUCAGGACGGCCAGGCCUGCCAGCGGGGCUGCCGCUGCUCCGAGGGCUCCCUGGAGCAGGACGGCGGCUGCGUGCCGAUUGGGCACUGCGAGUGCACAGAUGCCCAAGGCCACAGCUGGGCCCCGGGGAGCCAGCACCAGGAGGCCUGUAACAACUGCUCCUGCCAGGCCGGGCAGCUGUCCUGCACGGCUCAGCCCUGCCCGCCGCCCGCCCACUGCGCCUGGAGCCGCUGGUCAGCCUGGAGUCCCUGCAGCCGCUCGUGUGGGCCCCAGGGGCAGCAGAGCCGCUUCCGGUCCUCCACUUCCGGCUCCUGGGCCCCGGAGUGUCGAGAAGAGCAGUCCCAGAGUCAGCCCUGCCCUCAGCCCCCGUGCCCACCCCUGUGCCUGCACGGUGCCCACACCCGAACCCUGGGGGACAGCUGGCAGCAGGGCGAGUGCCAGCAGUGCUCCUGCACCCCGGAGGGCGUCAUCUGCGAGGACACCGAGUGUGCAGAGCCCGGGGCCUGGACGCUGUGGUCCUCCUGGUCCGACUGCCCUGUCUCCUGUGGAGGUGGAAACCAGGUCCGCACCCGGGUCUGCAUGGCUUUGGCUUCUCGCCUCCAGGCCCCCCGCUGCCUGGGGCCCGACACCCAGACCCAGCACUGUGGCCAGCAGCCUUGCCCAGGUCUGCCAGAGGCCUGCUCCUGGGGCCCGUGGGGGCCCUGUUCCAGCAGCUGCGGCCCGGGCCUGGCCUCCCGCUCUGGGUCCUGCCCCUGCCUGCUGGCCGAGGCCGACCCCACCUGCAAUGGUACCUUCCUCCACCUGGACACCAAAGCCUGCUACCCAGGGCCCUGUCUGGAGGAGUGCGUGUGGAGCAGCUGGAGCAGCUGGACGCCGUGCUCAUGCCAGGUGCCGGUCCAGCAGCGCUACCGACACCAGGGACCAGCUCCAGAAAGGGCGCAGGAGGGCCACCCCUGCACACGGCUGGACGGCCACUUCCGGCCUUGUCUCAUCAGCAACUGCUCUGAGGACAGCUGCACCCCUCCCUUUGAGUUCCAGGCCUGCGGCUCCCCAUGUGCCAGGCUCUGUGCCACACACCUGAGCCGUGGGCUCUGCCAGGACCUGCCGCCCUGCCAGCCUGGCUGCUACUGCCCUGAGGGGCUGCUAGAGCAGGCUGGGGGCUGCAUUCCCCCAGAGGAGUGUAGCUGCCUGCACAUCUCAGGAGAAGGAGCCGGGGUGACCCUGGCCCCUGGGGACCGCCUGCAGCUGGGCUGCAAAGAGUGUGAAUGCUGGCACGGGGAGCUGCAGUGCACCAGCCGGGGCUGUCAAGGUCUUCUGCCUCUCAGCGGCUGGUCUGAGUGGUCGCCCUGUGGGCCCUGCCUGCCCGCCGGUGUCCUGGCCCCUGCCUCCAGGGCUACCCUAGAGGAGCGCUGGCCCCGGGACCCAGCCAGCCUCUCCCCGACCUUGGCCCCCACGCUGGCUUCAGAGCAGCACCGCCAUCGCCUCUGUUUGGACCCUGAGACAGGGAGGCCGUGGGCCGGGGACCCAGACCUCUGCACCGCGCCACUCAGCCAGCAACGCCUCUGCCCGGACCCUCAAGCCUGCCAUGACUUAUGCCAGUGGAGUCUUUGGGGGCCCUGGAGCCCCUGCCAGGUGCCCUGCAGUGGGGGGUUCCGGCUACGCUGGAGAGAGGCAGGGGUCCCCCCUGGAGGAGGCUGCCGGGGGCCAUGGGCUCAGACCGAGAGCUGCAGCGUGGCGCCUUGUCCAGGGGAGAGCUGCGAGUCCCGGGACACCGUGCCCACCCCUGACUGUGCCAACCGGUGCCCUAGAAGCUGUGCUGACCUCUGGGACCGUGUGCAGUGUCUGCAGGGACCGUGCCGCCCAGGCUGCCGCUGUCCCCCUGGCCAACUGGUACAGGACGGGCACUGUGUGCCCAUCUCCUCUUGCCGUUGUGGCCUCCCCAGCCCCAAUGCCUCAUGGGUGCUGGCCCCGGCCGAGGUGGUGCAGCUGGACUGCAGAACCUGCACCUGUGUCAACGGGUCCCUGGUGUGUCCACGCCAUGAGUGCCCAGUCCUUGGGCCUUGGUCAGCCUGGAGCAGCUGCUCAGCUCCCUGUGGUGGGGGCACCACCGAGCGCCGUCGGAGCUGCGAGGAGGGUCCCUGGGGGACACCAUGCCAGGCCCAGGACACGGAGCAACGGCAGGAGUGUAACCCGCAGCCCUGCCCCGAGUGCCCACCUGGCCAGGUGCUCAGCACCUGUGCCACCUCGUGCCCGCGCCUCUGCUCACAUCUGCAGCCUGGUGACCUCUGUGUGCAGGAGCCCUGCCAACUUGGCUGUGGCUGCCCUGGAGGGCAGCUGCUGCACAAUGGCUCGUGUGUGCCCCCUGCCGCGUGCCCCUGCACCCAGAUCUCUCUGCCCUGGGGCCUCACCCUGACCCUUGAAGAGCAGGUCCGGGAGCUGCCCCCAGGAACUGUGCUCACAUGGAACUGCACCCGCUGUGUCUGCCAAAGUGGAGCCUUCAGCUGCUCCCUCGCUGACUGUCAGGAGUGCCCCCCCAGGGAAAUGUGGCAGCCGGUGGACCCUGGGGAGCCGGGGCCCUGUGAGCGGACAUGCCGGGAACCGAACACCACGGAGUCUCAGAGCAACUGCAGUGCAGGGCAGGUGCCAGGCUGCGUGUGCCGGCCCGGGCACUUCCGCAGCUGGGCAGGCCCCUGCGUGCCCGCAGACCGCUGCGAGUGCUGGCACCGCGGGCAUCCACACCCGCCUGGAUCCGAAUGGCAGGAGGACUGUGAGAGCUGCCGCUGCCUCGGUGGGAAGAGUGUCUGCACUCAGCACUGCCCCCUCCUCACCUGUGCCCAGGGCGAGGUGACCGUGCAGGAGCCAGGGAGCUGCUGUCCCACUUGCCGCCGGGAGACUCUGGAGGAGCAGUCAGCCUCCUGCCGGCACCUCACCGAGCUUCGCAACCUCACCAAGGGCCCCUGCCACCUGGACCAGGUGGAAGUGAGCUACUGCAGUGGGCACUGCCCAUCCAGCACCAAUGUCAUGCCUGAGGAGCCGUACCUGCAGAGCCAGUGCGACUGCUGUAGCUACCGCCUGGACCCUGAGACCCCCGUGCGGAUCCUGAACCUGCGCUGUCCAGGCGGCCACACAGAGCCGGUCGUCCUGCCGGUCAUCCACAGCUGUCAGUGCAGCGCCUGCCAGGGAGGUGAUUUCUCAAAGCGCUGAGGGCUCUGCAGGAGAUGCCCCGCUGCCACGCACGUGAUCGCCGGCCUCAGCAGCACUGACCCGUCCUCCCAUGCCCACGCAUCCACUCCCUGCCCUGGCACUAGCAUAUCCCAAAUAAAGUGACAUUG
Ceratotherium simum simum (southern white rhinoceros) is the source of this 15635-nucleotide messenger RNA. NCBI's taxonomy places the organism in Eukaryota, Metazoa, Chordata, Mammalia, Perissodactyla, Rhinocerotidae. The record is from RefSeq and is a predicted model, not a curated record.